AUGCUCCUCGACAUCCCAAGUCCAUCCGAAACCACAACAUCCCCAGCAUCCACCCGCAAGAGAGCUGGGGGACGAAGGUCCAAAACUGGGUGUCGUACCUGUCGUGCCCGUCAUAAGAAAUGCGACGAAACCCCAGGCGCCUGCACCAAUUGUACAUCUACGGGUCGAACCUGCGACGGAUAUGAGUUCCACCGGUUACCCCGCGAGGUGCGGAGACCCAGAAAAGCAGUGGUGGAGAUCACAGUGCCCGCCUCACUCACUCACCGGAUCCAUUGGGUGAUAAAUUCCGACGAACAACGAUCAUUCGCUUAUUUCCAACAUCGUUCCAUGCCCGCGUUUCGAGGAUGGUUCGACUCAUCACUCUGGCAGAAACUGGUCCUCCAGUUGAGUCACGCCGAGCCCGCGGUCUACCAUGCAGCUGUCGCGUUGAGCGCCGUCCACCAGGAUGCCGAGAAGAAAGGCAUGCCGCUUGCUAGGGAGGACUUGGAUAAUACUUGGCAUCGCUUCGCUUUGGAACAGGCGGGUCGCUCCAUCGUCUUGCUUAAUGCGCGACGGACAUCGCAGGAUCCCGGUCUGAGAGAGGUCACUCUUCUGUGCUGCUUGCUUUUCACAUUGUCUGAAUUGCUGCGCGGCCGGUAUGAUGACGCUUUUAGACAUCUGCAUGGUGGAAUACACAUCUUGAAAGGUCUAGGCGCCCACAGGCAGCUUGACUCAGCGGCAAUGUCCAAGCCCCCGGUGGAGUGGUGUCUCGUUGAGGCAUUUGCGCACUUGGACGUUCAGUCCAGUCAAUUCGGCGUAGGAGGACCGAUCUGGUUUACCGUUGGGCAGGACCAGAUCCAGCUAGAUAAUGAGAAAUUCACUGCUUUUCAGACUCUAGCGGAGGCGCGUCAAGCUUUCGAUCGCGUGAUGGGCACCGUGCUUCUUUUCACAGCGAAGGCGUCCGGCUCCACCCACAGCCAGAUCGCAUCAAAUUACGAAACACUCUACAAGAAGCAACUCAAUCUUUGUCUACAAAUCGAUACAUUCGCCCAAGCAUUCAAUACAUUUCGAACGAAAUACUCACCCCAACUUAGCCCAAAAGAACAACGAGGAGCCGACAUAAUCUACCUCCACCAGCGCGCCGCAACUCUCACCCUCCAAACCUGCCUAUUAGACGGAAACGAACCCGUCCUUGACCAAUACACGCCCGAAUUCGAGAACAUCCUAUCUCUCGUGAAGACAAUCAUGCACACAUUCCCAGAACGGCCAAGCGUCUGCUUCGACAUGGGCAUUAUCCCACCCUUAACUCUUGUGGCUACCGGCUGUCGUGAUUACAGUGUACGGUGGCGUGCUAUUGAGAUGCUUCGCUCGUGGCCCCAUCGCGAGGGGACCUGGGAUUCGAAUUUGUGUGCGCAGUUGGCGAUUCAUACUAUGAGAGUGGAGGCGAUGAAUAAUUUCAAUGUGGAUGCCAGUGGAAUGGUAGGGGGUGGUCGUAAUGAGCCGUCCUUGCGAGGUAUUUUCAUGAUAGUCGAAGACGAUCAGCGCCGGGCGCGCAUUUCGUACUUUCUCGGAGAUGUGAAGCACGAAGUUCGCGUUAUGUUGUAG
Molecule: messenger RNA, 1584 nt
Organism: Aspergillus eucalypticola CBS 122712
Lineage: Eukaryota; Fungi; Ascomycota; Eurotiomycetes; Eurotiales; Aspergillaceae
Product: Zn(II)2Cys6 transcription factor
Exons: 2
Coding region: 1-1584 (527 amino acids)
Biological process (GO): regulation of DNA-templated transcription
Molecular function (GO): DNA-binding transcription factor activity, RNA polymerase II-specific; zinc ion binding
Source: RefSeq, a predicted model, not a curated record